CGAGAGGUGAAUCGGUAGCGACUUGAUUGUGAUUCCCUUCUUCCGCUGCUAGAGCAAGGCGGGGACCAGACCCUCGCUGCCUUUGCCUACUCAGAAUCCCCUCCUUUUUGGCACUAGAGAUGGAGGCCCGAUUUCCGAUCUAUAAGAGGGCAACUUCUAUUUCCUCCCUCUCCGCAAGCGUACUAUGCCCUGUUUAUUUGUUUCAUUUACCCAUUCUACACUUCAUGCAUUCAGGUUCCCUUUAUUACCCAAUCAAAACGAUUCCCAGCAAAACCCCCAAUUAGAAGGUCGUGAGUGAAGGUACGAACCCCCAGACUCUCGCAUCCACUUCUUUGCGCUAGUCUUGUGUGGGUUGAACUUGAAACCAUAGAAUCCACAAUCAAGAACCUCUUAAUCCAUUGUCUAGAUCUCUCAAUGUCGUUUCAGGUAGAAAAAAUUCAUAUGUAAUUGAUUUAGGCUUUGUUAUACUGGGAUUCGAGAAAUCAGGAAGGUGCUCAUGAGGCGGGAGUUUUGCAGUGGGGAAUCGGAAGAACAGGGUCGAAAAGCUUAUAAGGACCAUUGCUAGUGGGUGGUGGUGGUAAGUGAUGGAAGGGAUCUCGACAUGUGCAUAGAUGGAGGUUUCGGGAGGCAAAGGGAUAGCUACCACGAUGAUUAUGAAGGUAACGACAAAUGAGGAUCUAGUUCCUUCCCUGUAAUUUUAUGGGGUUGCUUUUAUUUGGUGUGUUCUAAUUCCUAGCUUUUUCUAGGAGCGAGUAUGAUAAAUGAAAUACAAGGAGAGAUCAUGGAGUUAUGGGGACAACUUGCCUUUGUCUUCCCACUAACGGGUUGUCUUUGUCUUCCCACUACCUGGUUGUUCUUUAUUUUGUAACUUGUGUGACUCUUGUCUUUUUGGAACAUGGUUACUUAGUUUUGUCUUUUGAGGAAGGAGAGCAUACAUGGUACUAACUUUAUUUUAUCUUAAAUUUUUUACAGAAGCCAAGAAACAAGGAGAACAUUGGCGCAUAAGAAUUCACUUUCGUGUGGAACUAUUAAUCACUUUCUUAUUGUACAUUAUGUUUCAUAUGUUAUACUUUGUGCCAAAGUAUCUGUUGCUGUGCUCCCUCCAGUUUCUUGGCUUAUGUGAUAUCUACAUUUUAGCUUUCCAUUUGUCUUGCCAUGAUUGAAUUUUAUUGGCAUAGGAAAGAACAUUCAGAACCUGAAACUGAGAUCAAGGUUUACAUUUUGACCUGAAUUUUCCUGGCAUAGGAUAGCGUUUUCCGAAGUGUGAAAACCAGGAGCUUCAUUACUGAGUAUCUUCACUGUGAAGCCUGGCGAUGCAAUCUAUUUGGAUAGAAGCAAAGGUAGAGGGGAAGCCUGUACGGUCGUGAGAUUGUUCAGAAGGUCCCGAAGAAAAAGGUGAAGUAUGGACCGAAAGAGAAUCCAAGAUCCAAAAGGGAGUUAAUUAGAAUGUUUUGUGUCAUGGUGAACAUCUUAGAAUGUUUGGUUAUGUUGAACAAGGAGUUAGACUGCUAUGGAAAUGUUUGUAAAUUUUUGGAUCUUUGGUAAUCUUUCCAUUAUCAUGUUGCAAUGCAGGAAACUAUUUCAAACUAUAAAUUUUUGAAGAAGGUCAAAUGUGACAAAAAUGUCAUGUUGUCACAUUACGUAUUGCAUGACAAAUUGUUCUCUUGUCAUAUUAGACAUGAAACAAAUAACCCACCUUUCCUGACAACCUAUACUCGAAAAAAUAAUGUUGUCACAAUAUACAAUUAUGAAAAAAUAUAAUCGUGUAAUAUGACGAACAAUUCUCCCAAAAUCACAAGAUUAUGAAAACCGUAAUGACAAAAUAUGUCGUCAUAACAUCUCUGUUUGUCAUAAUAGACUACCCAAAACCUCAGCUAUACUAAAAGCAAAUGUGACAACCUUGUUUUAAAUUUUUGUCGCAUAUGACCUAUCCCGACGGCGAUGAAAUGACAAACCUUUGUGACAGCACGGGUUGUCAUAUUAUAGCUAAUAUGAUAAAAUGAGUAUUUACUAUGACAAAAUUGUCUCGUCAUAGUAUGCCGAAUUUUUUGUAGUGAUUGUAUUUGUAUACUGUGUGUCAACAAGAGGUGUGACUAAAAUUUUAUAUGUUUAUUUCCAACAUUCAUAGUCUUAGAUUUAAGUGUUAUAGUCAUAUCGUUCACUUCACCUAUGAGAGCACCAGAUGCGACGAAAUUGAGAACUACUUCAAUGACAUGCUCUACAAUAGUUUACCAGAAACUUCCUCAUCCACACAUUCUAAUCGACCUAUCAAAUGGUUUGAUUGGUGAGCUGUGUUAGAAGUUAUAGAAUUAAAAAGGUAAUUAACUGAUAGGGUUAUUAGGUGGCUAGUAUAUAUAUGUUGAUUUAGCCGUCCUUGUGAUAUAAGUUGUACCAAAAAUAAUAUGAAAACUCUCUGCCUUGUGUCGUGGACGAGUCUCAACAUUCUACGUUGAGGAAACCACGUAAAUCUGGUGUUCACGUUGUGAUUGUGAUCUCGUUUAUUGAUAUGGUAUCAGAGCCUCUCAAUCUAUGACUUCGAGAUUUGCGUUUGUGGUGUUGCAGCUAUCGUGCAGAUUUCUUUUUGUUCGUGUGAGGGUUCUGUGCGGCGCUGAGUUUAUUGAUCUGGGAUUUCUUUGUUUCGUGUGAUUCCGUGGGUUCCUGGCAUUGCUGGUUGUUCUGUGCGGUGUUGUGUGCUUGGGAUUUCUUGUCUUUGUAUGCAUCAAUUGGGAUUUUUGCGCUAGCAAAGUUUUGUCCGCUCCCUGCUUGAAAUUUCUUGUCUUUGUGUGUGCCAAGAAAGUUUUGUCCGCCAGCUGUGUCCUUUGCUUUGCGUUUGGUUUUCUUUUUUUACUUUCGCUACUGCUCGUGUUCUUUGCUUGGUUCUGUGAUCAUGGGGGGUUCGAAAGGGGAUGCUAUUUAUGUCCGGUUCAAUGGUAAGAACUUUUCUCAUUGGGAAUUUCAAUUCCGCAUUUUUUUUCAAGGACGUUGAUUGCUUGGUAUUUUGGAUGGCACGACUCUGGAAUCUGCAGCGGAUGCUUCGGCCAAGGCUAAGGAGUAUUGUGAGGUGAACAACUCUUCUAUUAUGACCUAGCUUAUUGGUUCCAUGGAUCUGGGCAUCUCGCUGAGCUUGUGGGGGCUCUCUACGGCAUCGGGGGCGUGGCAACAUUUGACUUCUCUAUAUUCGAAGGCUAGCGCCUCGAGGGAAUUAGAUUUUGAUCUGGAUCUCGCUAACCUGAAGCAGGGAGAUCGUGAUUUGAGCACUUAUUAUCAGGAUGCUAUGACUCUCUGGACUGAGCAUGAUCUUUUAACGAGUUCCUUGGUGUCUGCGACUGCUUCCACUGAGGUUCUUCGCGAGUGUACUGCUUUCCGGGUCAUGCGCUUUCUCAUAAAUCUUCGGGCUGAGUUCGAGGGUGUUUGUGUUUCUCUCCUGCACAGUAUUGUGGAUACUAUGGAGGAGGUUCUCCCUGCUCUUCUUCGUGAAGAGACCUGCUUAUGCAGUCAAUCCAAGCUAGAUAUUCAUGCUCAUGAGAAUGCUAAUGCAUUUGCGGUUCAUGGUAGUAAGCCUAAGUUUCAUCGUACUUCCAAGGGUGAGAUCAUUUGCCACUACUGCAAGGAACCUGGUCAGAUUCAAUUUCACUGCUAGAAGCGCAAUUCUUGCAAUUAUUGUAAUCGAUUCACUACUAUCGAUUGAAGAAGCUCUAACAACUUAAUCAGAUUCUAUCUAUCUCAGGUUGCAGCAGAAAUCAAUAAAGGAUGAUCAGGCUU
Messenger RNA from Linum trigynum, 3762 nucleotides. NCBI's taxonomy places the organism in Eukaryota, Viridiplantae, Streptophyta, Magnoliopsida, Malpighiales, Linaceae. The record is from the annotation of a GenBank genome assembly.